AUGGAUUCGAACUCAGAAAAUAAGUGGAAAUGCACCCAGUGCUCCUCGACGUUUAAAUGCAAGACCAUAUUUGACCGUCAUAUUCUGAAUAAACACAACCCAAAUGGCAAAGUCGAAUGCAAGAUUUGUGGAAAGAUUUUUAAGAAUCCUCCCUCCUUAUCUGUCCACGUGUCACAGAUGCACACCAACCGGAUCAGACUCUCUUGCGAUAUUUGCAACAACACGUUUUCGAACCGGGCAAAUUUACAGAUGCACAUUGAUACCAUUCACAAUUUGGAACGAACUCGUUUCCAAGGUGGAUUUCCUGGUUGUGACAAAACCUACCUAAAACAGAAAAGCAUGUUGAACCACGAACAGAGGAUUCACAUAAAGGAUGACCUAGAAACCCUAAAGUGUCAACUUUGUCAGCACACUUUUGCCAGAAAAGACACCCUGACGAAGCACAUUCGGGUUGUUCAUGAAAAUCAGAGGAAUUAUCCGUGCACAUUUUGUGACAAGAGGUUCUCCCAAUCAGAAGAGUUGAAGGCUCACGUGGAGGCAAAACAUGUCACGAAUAAGGAACUGAUUCACUCCUGCGACAAAUGCGACUACAAAAGCUACUCGAAAAGAUAUCUUGCCCAACACGUGAAACGCCACAAUGCUCGGACCAAUUUUGUGGGAAGAAAUUCGUCAUCUUUGCCGAAUUAGUAAAAUACUGUAGCUUCA
Folsomia candida is the source of this 705-nucleotide messenger RNA. Its product is annotated as PR domain zinc finger protein 5-like. Gene Ontology annotation, cellular component: nucleus. The record is from RefSeq and is a predicted model, not a curated record. The transcript is spliced from 3 exons. Lineage: Eukaryota; Metazoa; Arthropoda; Collembola; Entomobryomorpha; Isotomidae. The coding region runs from base 1 to 687 and encodes 228 amino acids. Gene Ontology annotation, molecular function: DNA-binding transcription factor activity, RNA polymerase II-specific; sequence-specific DNA binding. Gene Ontology annotation, biological process: regulation of transcription by RNA polymerase II.